AUGCUCGAUUUCUGCCUCCAUCUCUUCUGUCCGAACCCUCGAAGAAAGCAAAGGAGGGAACGAUAUAUCAACCCCGCAUCUCUCGCUCUAUCUAAACCUCGUCGUCGCUAUCCUCUUCCCUCUCCAGUCUACCCUCUUCCUACUCUCAGAAUAUUCCCUUCUGAACAAAGUUGCCAACAACCUCGUCCCAUUAGUCCGGUCUAUUAUCCAGAACCGCAGUUGGAACCUGAACUUGAACCUGAGUUGUUAUUUCCUCAGAGAUUCCAUCGUAUUCCUUUUGGUCCGAUUUUAACGCGUGAAUUAGAGCCAGAGCUGGAGCCUAUUCAACAUUUUUAUCUUGUGGAGCCUGAGCCAGAGCCAGAAAUAUAUUUUUCUGUUCCUCUUCCUCUUGCUCUUCCUCGUCCGAGUCGUAGAUCGCCACCGAGGCAUCAUAUACAUCUUUUGCAACCCCUUCCACAACUUCCACCUCCGUAUAUUCCCUCGCCUCCUCCUUCUCCCCCAAAUCAUCAUAUUCACGUCUUACCUCCUGCCGUUCUUCUUCCUCCUCCAUCAAGAACCCCGUCUCCGCCACAUACUCAUAUCCACCUGCUCGCGCCCGCUCCUCCUGUUCGCCCUAUAACUCCCCCUCAUCAACAUCAAGCACUCGCCUUAAUCCCCUUGCCCAAAAAUAGAGAUAACAAUAGAAGGAACAUGAAUUUUCCUCAUCAUUAUAAUGCUCAUGCUCCCCAUCAUCACCAUAACCACAACCACAACCAAAACCAAAAUCAUCGCCACCGCUCUCCUUCUUCCUCUCGCUCUCCAUCCCCUCUCUCUCACCCCCACCACGUUGCUCAAAACCGCCUUAAUAAUAGCGCAGGCAUAGGAGUAGGAGCUAAUCCAAAUAAUCCAAACCACCAGACCAGCCCAGCCAACUCAAACAACAUAACGAAUCCAGCUAACCCAGCCAAUACCCCCCUCGCAGACCUCAUCCGCGAUGUCCUACAACGCUAUCUCCAAAUCAAUUUGCCCCCGGGAACUGCAAUGAGUAUAGCGAGGUUAAUGGCUCAGAGUCGUGAUGGUGUGGAUGGGAAUGCGAAUGCGAAUGCGAAUGCGAAUGCGAAUGCCAAUGCAAAUUCUAAUUGGAGUAAUAGUAACAUGGGUAUGCAGGGAAGUGGGGGACAUGUAUCGGGUUCAGAGAUGAGGGAUCGCAGGAGAGGGGGAAGGGGUGGGAAUGGAGGGGGUGGAAAUGGAAAUGGGAAUGGAAAUGGGAGAAAUAGAUCGGGAGUGUUAAGUUCGGAUUCUAAUAUGGGUUCCGAUACCGAUACUGAUUCGGAUUCGGAUUCUGGUGAUACUCAGAUGAGGAGGAAUGGGAAUGGGAUAAUGGAUAGGGGUAGAAAUGAGAAGAUUAGACGAAUAAACCUCUGCGCCCAACUCGCCAACGGCAUGAUAAGGCAAUCCAUGCUAAACGCUGAGAUUCACCCAAAACUGAAUGUCGAAGGAAGAUACCCACGGGGAUUUAAACGUCCUAUGAAGAUUAGGGAGUUUUUGGGGAUGAAUGCAAGAUCCCUCAAUAGCCUCCUUUCCGCCUAUAAUCUCCCUAUACCUCUCGUACCCUCUACACGAAAUUCGCAUGCACAUGCAGCUAUGGUGCAUUAUUCGACUGUUGAUCCGGUUGCACUGGCGGUUUUAAGUUCGGUUGAUCCGGGGAUUGCUGCAACCGCCAUUCUCGAAAUCCUCUUUGAGUUUCUCGCCGUAGGCACCUUAAUACCCCCUUCCGCUUCUCCUUCCACUCCACCAAAUCCCAACACAACCCUCCAAUCCGCAGCCUUAAUCUCGAGUAUCAACAACACCAAUAACAAUACCAACACCAACACCAGCAACACUAGUAAUGGCAACAACCAUGCAUCUCCCAGAAAUGGUACUCGCACCAGAUAUCCCCUUCAAAACCCAUCUCCGCAUCCAGCUCCCCCUCCAAAUUCGCUUCAUAAUGCCAUUCCCAAUCCAAAUCCAGCUCGCAACCCAAACGCACACACACACAUGCAAAAUUCCAAUCCAAUUCCAAACCCAGCCCCGGUUCCAAAUCGAUUGAACAAUAAUAAUAUUGGGCUUGCGCGGCCUACUGGUAGUCAUGCUGGUAGUCAUACUGGUAGUCAUCAUCAUGGCAGUCAUCAUCAUCAGACUGGGGAUGGGAAUGGGAAUGGGAAUGCAGGAGGAAGAUUAUUACGAGGCUAG
Molecule: messenger RNA, 2211 nt
Organism: Sclerotinia borealis F-4128
Lineage: Eukaryota; Fungi; Ascomycota; Leotiomycetes; Helotiales; Sclerotiniaceae
Source: the annotation of a GenBank genome assembly